This is a messenger RNA of Linepithema humile (Argentine ant), 5659 nucleotides long. The record is from RefSeq and is a predicted model, not a curated record. NCBI's taxonomy places the organism in Eukaryota, Metazoa, Arthropoda, Insecta, Hymenoptera, Formicidae.
UGCGCUUCUUUUUUUUUUUUAUAAUUUCUUUCCUCGCGCAGUGAAAUACAAACUUAGCCAAGAUUGGAUCCUGGAUAAGCGGAAGGAUUGAGGCGGAAGGAGGCUGCUGCUGUCAGCCAUGGGGACGGCAAAGAUGAAACAUCUUUGGCCGUUGCUGGCGUGGAUACUUCUAUCUUCGUAUCCGGCCGAAUCUCGUAACGGACUCGGCCAUGGAUUGAGGCGAGAAGUAUUCUUCCUGAACCUCGAGGAUGGCUAUUUCGGCUGCCAGGUCAACGAGUCGACAGACGUCCUGCAGCUGCUCGAGCUUUCGAAGCUCUGUGACCAUCGCGCCGAUUGUUACCAAGGCGCGGACGAGCAGCGCAUCAAGUUAAAGUGCACAGACGAUUGUACAAAAGAGGACGGCACCAAGUGUCAAAACGGUGUCUGUCUGGAUUCGGUCUGUCACUGUAACGAUGGAUUUGGAGGAUGUAACUGUCAAGUCCCAGACGAGAAUGAAUGUAAAUAUCGGCCCUGUGAUAUAUUUGCCCACUGUACAAAUACUCUUGGCAGCUUUCAAUGUUCCUGUUUUCCUGGCUAUCGAGGCGAUGGCUUCCAUUGCGAGGAUAUCAAUGAAUGCGAUAAUCCAGCGCUCGCUGGGCGUUGCGUCGAAAAUGCCGAAUGUUGCAAUCUUCCUUCGAAUUAUCUAUGCAAGUGCAAAUCCGGUUACAUCGGCGACGGUGAGGUACACUGCGAAGAUGUGAACGAGUGCGUGAUACCAGGCGCAUGCGGCGACAAUACCGUAUGUCACAACAUACCUGGCAAUUAUACCUGCACGUGUCAAAAUGGAUUUACGGGAGACCCGUACACUAGUUGCAUCGACGUUAACGAAUGCGAAUACGAGGGUGCCUGUGGACGGAAUGCACUAUGCGUGAACUUACCAGGCGCACAUAAAUGCGAAUGUCCUGAAGGAUACGACGGCAGUCCGGAAGAGGAAUGCAGAGAUGUUAAUGAAUGUCUGAGGAGUCCUUGCGGACGUUCUGCUCUUUGUACGAAUGUAUAUGGUAGCUUCAGAUGUUCUUGUCCCGAUGGAAUGAAUGGUGAUCCAUUGUCAGGUUGUCAUGAUGUAAACGAGUGCGAGGAAGGUUCGCCCUGCGGAGUGGACUCGAAAUGUGUGAACACCGAGGGUAGCUUCGAAUGUAGAUGCAAUGCCGGUUAUCAAAUGGACCCUACACAUGGCUGUGUCGACGUAAACGAAUGCAGUAGCACGAGCGCUUGUGCCGUCAAUGCGAGAUGCAUCAACGUCCCGGGCUCGUACAAGUGCAUUUGCCCGCCGGGUUUCGUCGGCCAAGGAUUAACACUCUGCGAAAACGUGAACGAAUGCGAGCGCAAUCCCUGCGGCGAGAACGCCGAGUGCACGGACACGAUCGGCAGCUUCAUCUGCAGUUGCAAAGCGGAUUACACCGGCGACCCUUUCAAGGAGUGCAGCGACAUCGACGAAUGUACGGCUCUGGACAAUCCUUGUGGAAGAAAUGCGAUUUGCAAGAACGAGAAGCCUGGUUACAAUUGUAUCUGCCCGACGGGGUAUAGUGCCAGCCCCAGUCCGGCAGUCGCAUGCGAUCAGACCGACGUGACGACUCUUUGCAAGUCAAAUUUCGAUUGCGUCAAUAAUGCCGAGUGCAUCGAAGGACAAUGCUUCUGCAAGGAUGGCUUCAAAGCUGUCGGCGCUGAAUGCGCCGAUCUGGACGAGUGUCUCAGUAAUCCUUGCGGGCCUGCAUCGAUCUGUACGAAUACGAGAGGAAACUAUCAUUGCGAAUGCGAGUCUGGAUUCGUUGGAACUCCGCCUCACAUACCGUGCAAAGCACCAUGUGAUGAGGUGACUUGCGGUGAACAUGCAUUCUGUAAGGCUGACGGUCACGAAGCUUAUUGUAUCUGCGAGGAUGGAUGGACCUUCAAUCCAAAUGAUAUAGCGGCCGGAUGUGUUGAUAUCAAUGAAUGCGAUGCGAUAAAUGGACCUUCUGGAAGAUGCGGCAGGAAUGCUAUCUGCACGAAUACACUUGGUGGUUUUAGUUGUCACUGCAAACCUGGAUAUUCAGGAAAUGCGUUCAAGCAAUGUAUAGAUAUCGAUGAAUGUUCUAAACACGAUGUUUGCGGUCAUGGAGCAACGUGUACUAAUAGUGAAGGUUCUUAUACCUGCACUUGUCCGGAAGAAACCAUACCGGAUCCUGAUCCUUACAUUAAAUGCGUUGGUAUAGUCAGGUGUGAAGUUGACGAUGAUUGUCCAGGAAACGCUAUUUGUGAUCCGCAAAAAAGAUGUCUAUGUCCCGAGCCCAACGUUGGAAAUGAUUGCAGACAUCCAUGCGAAGAUCUAUCUUGCGGACCUAACGCACAUUGCAUGCUCUUGAACGAUGUGGCGACCUGCCUCUGUAGCAACGGGUACACCGGAAAGCCGGGAGUUAAAGAUGGCUGUCGAGAUAUUGAUGAGUGCGCGGUAAAUCCGUGUCCUUCGGGUGCAAUCUGCAACAAUGAGCCUGGUUCGUUUUCGUGUCAGUGUCCGAGUGGCAUGGCGGGCGAUCCUUACAGCGGUGGUUGCCUGGAAUCCAAAACACCCCACGUAUGUGGUCCCAGUUCGCCCUGCCCCGCCGGAGAACAGUGCAUCAAAGACGAAUUCGUCGGCAGUAGUGUCUGCAUAUGUCAACGUGGUUACAUGCGCGAUCAUGAGACCGGUAAAUGCAGAGAUAUCAACGAAUGCAUGGAGCUCAGAGAAAAGCCCGCCUGCGGUGUCAACGCAAUUUGCAAAAAUCUUCCCGGCAGCUACGAGUGCCAGUGUCCACCGGGCUUCAAUGGAAACCCCUUCUCGCUUUGCGAAGAAUGCAACAGCAUCGAAUGCCAAUGUCAACCGCCGUACAAGAUCGUCAACGGCAAAUGCAUGCUGGCGGGAUGUUCAAAGGGCGAAAAAUGUCCAAGUGGUGCCGAGUGCAUAACGAUCGCCGGUGGAGUCAGCUAUUGCGCCUGUCCGAAAGGUUACACGACUAAAUCCGAUGGAUCUUGCGAAGAUAUCAACGAAUGUAUUGUGGGACAUCAAGUCUGCGGCUAUGGUGCGGAGUGUAUCAAUCUACCAGGUUCCCAUCAAUGUGUGUGCCCGCACGGAUACGGCGGCGAUCCGUAUAAUGGCCUUUGUUCUCCAGCGCAGAAAAGAUGCACUAAUGACCAUGAGUGCAAGGCUAACGAGAAAUGCGUGCAACCUGGCGAAUGUGUGUGUCCACCGCCGUUCUACACGGAUCCUUUGAGUGGAAAUCUUUGCAAGAAUCCUUGCGAUCGUUUCCCGUGCGGUAUAAACGCGAAAUGCACACCGAGUGAUCCACCGCGAUGUAUGUGUGAGGCUGGCUUCGAAGGCGAUCCGCAACACGGUUGUAUCGAUGUGAAUGAAUGCGCGAAUAAUCCUUGCGGUCACGGUGCUUAUUGCAUCAACACGAAAGGAUCAGUUUGCGAGUGUCCCAGAGGUAUGAUCGGUGAUCCUUACGGCGUUGGCUGCACAGGAGUUCCGACAGGUAAAAGCGAAUGCUCGUCGAACGACGACUGCGAGAAUUAUCUAGCUUGCGUCCAAGGAAGUUGCAUCAAUCCUUGCGACAAUGUUCCUUGCGGUCCAAACGCAUACUGCGAACCAGAUAAGCACGCCGCAUGGUGUAGAUGUGUGAUAGGUUUCACGGAAGGCAAGAACAACGAAUGUGUUUCACAAUGUGACGGCUUUGUUUGCGGUUCCGGGGCUCAGUGUAUCGUCAGUUACGAUGGACCGACUUGUAAAUGCAUCGAAGGUUUUAUGGGCAAUCCUUUCCCCGGUGGACAAUGCGUUCCGGAUGUAUGCUCACCUGAGAUUCCGUGCGCCGAGCCAAGUGUAUGCAUUAGCGGGCGUUGUAAGCGACGCUGCGAGGGAGUGGUUUGCGGCAUCGGGGCCAUGUGCGAUCCUUUAACAAAUAAAUGCGUGUGCAAUCCCUAUUUCGUCGGCAACCCAGAUCUACUUUGUAUGCCACCCAUUCAGCCACCUCACUGCAAUCCAUCUUGCGGGAAGAACGCGCAUUGCGAAUACGGUUUGCUAGAAUCAAAAUGUGUUUGUAAUCCGGGUACCAGUGGAAAUCCUUAUCACGGCUGUGGCGUUCAAGAAAAAUCUGAUUGUUCUACUGCGGUGUGCGGAAAGGAUGCGCACUGCAAUGCAGGUUCUAAUGCCAUUGAGUGUCUCUGUCCACCUGGCUUUGCUGGCAAUCCAUAUAUUCAAUGUUUCGAUGUCAACGAGUGUAACGGACACGCAUGUGGCAACAACGCAGUGUGCAUCAAUACCAUCGGAAGCUACGACUGUCGUUGCAAGGACAGUUUCUUCGGCAAUCCUUUCGUCGGAUGUCAGCAAGUGCAGGUUGGACCAUGUGCUGAUCCUUCGACUUGUGUUUGCAGUGACACUGUACCAUGCCCCUUCGAUUACAUCUGUGCCAAUCAUAAGUGCAUAAAUCAGUGCAGUGAUGUAAAAUGCGGUCCCAGAUCCGUCUGUCAGAACGGGGCGUGCGUUUGUCCGCCAGGUUACAGCGGCAAUCCCAACGAUCUGCACAAAGGUUGCCGCUUACAGAGUCACUGCUUGAACGAUCUCGAGUGCGCACCCCAGGAGAUUUGUUUCCAAAUUGGCAAAGGCGUUCGGAAAUGCGUUGACGCGUGUAGUAAACUGCAGUGCGGACCUAAUGCACUAUGCAUCACUCAGAACCAUGUGUCCUCCUGCCUGUGCAUCGAUGGCUAUCACGGUAAUCCGAGCAAUCUGGUGGAAGGUUGCCAGCCUACCAAGACCGUGAUACCCGGAUGCGCACAUAAUUCGGACUGUCAGCCAGGUUCUUUCUGCAUCGCUGUGGAGGGUGGCGUACAUGAUUGCGUGAAUCCCUGCAGCAAAGUUGUAUGCGGCGCUUAUCAGAAAUGCGAGCCUGAUCUUAUACCCGGCCACGCCACCUGCAAGUGUCAAGACGGCUACGAAUGGAACCCGGUGCUGUCGUCUUGUGAGAAGCCAUCGGUGCCCGACUGCAUAAAUGACAACGAUUGCCAUUCGAGCGAGGGCUGCAGACCGGACGCGCUUGGUGUUCUGAAGUGCUUCUCGCUGUGCAGUGGUUUCACUUGCACCACGAAUUCUCGUUGUAUAGCAGAGAAUCAUCAAGGCCGUUGCGAGUGCUUGCCAGGUUAUGCGGGAAAUCCAAACGAUCGCCGGGGCUGCCACAGCCCGCGCGAGAACCGUUGCUCCACGGACAGCGAAUGCGCGGAGGAUCAAACAUGUCGCAGUACUCCGGAGGGUCCGCUUGCCUGCCAACUGGUCUGCGACUACGUUUCUUGCGGACCAAAUGCGCUCUGUGUCGUGAAUAAUCACGUAGCAAACUGUGAAUGCCCGUCCGGCCUGUACGCCGGCGAUCCAAACGACUCAACAUCCGGCUGCCGCACGGUUCCUUGCGUCUACAACAACGACUGCCCACCGUCGCAGCUUUGCAAUCGAUUGACGCACACUUGUUACGACGCCUGCGACGAGAAUGCUUGCGGCGUGAACGCGGUCUGCAUCGCGGACGACCACAAAGCGAUUUGCCAGUGUCCGCCUGGACUUCGCCCGAAUCCUGUGCCCGACGUCGAGUGUAUUGCUGUGGAGACAUGCCGUCCAGACUCCUGC